CAGAAGCGGAAAGGAUAAACAUUUUAAUGGUUUAUUGUCGUGGUAUGCAGCUAGCAAAGUCGGUCUCUUGAACCAAAGAAAUUUAGGAGUCUGAUGAUUGGCGUUGUUUUUUUUUCAUUUUCCCCCAAUUUAUUUGCAAAUCGUAAAUAAUGGGUAUCAAACAGCUCUUGAGCUCAACAUGGCGAAUUGCCGUUUUCUUCGUUAUUCCGCUAGCAAUUCUGCCGUUUCCUCUUGUGGUGAAUACGCAGCUGGCGGGAGCGACGUAUGUCUUGAUGAUCAACAUAAUCUUCUACAUCCUCAUGCCGAUUCCCUUGGCCAUCAAUGCCAUGCUGCCCGUUUUCCUGUAUCCGCUUCUGGGCGUUCAUCCUGCUGGGCAAAUCGCAACAUGGUUUAUGAAUGAUCCGACAACAUUGCUAAUAUCCAGUAUGGCGUUCGCUCUGGGCAUCGAAGCCGUUAACCUCCAUGAGCGCAUUGCUUUAAAAGUCUUGACGGUAUUAGGACCUCGGCCAGAACGUUUACUGUUGGCGUUUCUCAUCGUUUCCGGUUUCUUGUCCAUGUGGAUAAGCAAUAUCGCCGCCGUGGUGAUGCUGCUACCCAUCGUCCGCGCUGUUAAUAAAGACUUGUGCGAACAAGAGAACAACAUCACCGGAAAUGAUGCUGUGUCGAUAAACAGUAAAGCGGUCAACGAAGAGUUCGCUGAAGAUCCACCGGCAAGCACGAAAGUCCAAAAGUUCACCAUGGGUCUGGUUUUAUCCAUCAUCUAUGGGGCUUCCAUUGGCGGCAUGUCGACACUGAUUGGGGCUCAUCCGAACAUCGUCUUCAAACUAGUUAUGGAUCAAAUUUACGGUGACGUGACCGGUGUUAAUUUCGCAACACACAUGAUGAUCUGCACACCGUUGGGCAUUGUGUCGCUGCUGAUUGUCUGGCUGCUCAUGACCAUCAUGUAUGUGCCGGAUUACAUCAAAUCCUGCUGCAAGAAACAGGAACGCACACCGGAAGAAAUGCGAGCACAAGACAAACUGCAUAAAAAUUUAAAGGGUCAAUACGAGAAACUCGGAUCAAUUAGAUUUGAGGAAGGAUCCGUGAUAUUCUUUUUCUUAUUCCUGCUUAUGUUAUGGUUCUUCCGGAGCCCUAGCGUAUUUCCUGGAUGGGAAAUUGCCUUUAAAAAGGGUUACGUUUCCGACAACGCGCCCACAUUACUGUUGGUCGCCACGCUCUUUGUCUGGCCACGGAGUCUUAAAGCACUGUGGACUACCGGCAAACACGACCCCAUCCUGACGUGGCCCAUCAUGCAGCGGCGUUUCCCGUGGGAGAUCUUCCUGUUUGCCUGUGGCACCAAUGUCUUGUCAGAAGGGUCGACACGCGGUGGAAUUGCGGAGUGGACAGCCGAACAGAUGAACGCACUGAGCGGCAUUCCUCCGUGGGCCAUGAUGAUUCUCAUCAGUCUAGUUACGGCGAUCUUGACGGAAUUUAUCGGGAAUUCUACACUGGUUACGCUGCUGUUACCAAUAUUAGCAACAUUCGCUACGCAGUCGCUGGUGAAUCCGAUCUAUUAUCUCCUCCCGGCCGCUUUAUGCACAAUGCUGUCCUUCAUGACGCCGGUGGCUGCGCCCAUUACCGCGUUAGUCUACGGCGAAAAACUGGUAACCCGGCGUGAAAUGUGCGUAACCGGAUUGAUUCCUAAAAUUACCUGCUUUAUCUUGGUUAUACUGUUUGUUAAUACAUUCGGCGAUCUGGUGUACAAUGUGCACCAUUUUCCGCAAUGGGCAAAUCUUAGCGCAGCUAAUAAUGCCAGCUCUGUUCACAGAGUUCGCGUUCUGAAUUUGUUUCUUAAUGAACCAAUAUAAGAAGUUGCCUAAGCAAAGGUACUACAGAGUACCAUACUUCUCUCGCGAUGUCAAGCUGUGCUUAAUUUCGCUGAUGCUGCAUACUUUUGCAGUUUUGCUCACCUGUGUUUGUGUCUUUAAAUCGUAUCCCUUUAAAGUUUUAUGCAUCGAAAUAAUAUAACUUAAGACGUG
Molecule: messenger RNA, 2018 nt
Organism: Paramacrobiotus metropolitanus
Lineage: Eukaryota; Metazoa; Tardigrada; Eutardigrada; Parachela; Macrobiotidae
Product: solute carrier family 13 member 2-like
Exons: 10
Coding region: 150-1847 (565 amino acids)
Biological process (GO): monoatomic anion transmembrane transport
Cellular component (GO): membrane
Molecular function (GO): transmembrane transporter activity
Source: RefSeq, a predicted model, not a curated record